Orycteropus afer afer is the source of this 1758-nucleotide messenger RNA. It is a transcript of the gene NSRP1, whose product is annotated as nuclear speckle splicing regulatory protein 1. The record is from RefSeq and is a predicted model, not a curated record. NCBI's taxonomy places the organism in Eukaryota, Metazoa, Chordata, Mammalia, Tubulidentata, Orycteropodidae. Gene Ontology annotation, biological process: regulation of alternative mRNA splicing, via spliceosome.
AGCGGAGACGGGAGCAAGAUGGCGAUUCCGGGCAGGCAGUAUGGGCUUAUUUUGCCAAAGAAAACACAGCAGUUGCACCCUGUUUUGCAAAAACCAUCAGUGUUUGGGGAUGAUUCUGAUGAUGAGGAGGAGACCUCUGUGAGUGAAAGCCUUCAGAGGGAAGCUGCUAAGAAGCAAGCGAUGAAACAGACUAAACUGGAAAUCCAAAAAGCCCUUGCAGAAGAUGCUACCGUGUAUGAAUAUGACAGUAUUUAUGAUGAAAUGCAGAAAAAAAAGGAAGAAAGUAAUCCCAAAUUGCUUUUGGGAAAAGAUCGAAAGCCAAAGUAUAUUCAUAGCUUACUAAAAGCAGUUGAGAUCAGGAAAAAGGAGCAAGAAAAAAGAAUGGAAAAGAAAAUUCAAAGAGAACGAGAAAUGGAAAAGGGAGAAUUUGAUGAUAAAGAAGCAUUUGUGACAUCUGCUUAUAAGAAAAAACUACAAGAGAGAGCUGAAGAAGAAGAAAGAGAAAAGAGGGCUGCUGCACUCGAAGCAAGUUUGGAUGUAACCAAGCAGAAAGAUCUUAGUGGAUUUUAUAGGCACCUAUUAAAUCAAACAGUUGGUGAAGAAGAAGUACCUAACUGCAGCUUUCGUGAUGCCAGGUCUGGGAUAAAGGAAGAGAGAUCAAGAGGUUACUCUGAUGAAGUAAAUUCAUCGAACAGAAUACCACAUGAGAAAUGCAUUCUCCAGAUUGGUAUAAAGGCAGAGGAAAACCCAGAUGCAGAUAGUGACUUCAGUGCUAAGAGCAGUGAGGAUGAUGAAAUUGAAGAACAUAAUAAAGUGAACCACAGAAAAGAAAAAGGCACAGAGUCCUCUGAGAAUGACCUCAGGUGUCACAGGAGGCAUACCAGCUCACGGUCAUCUAGUGAAGAAAGGGGACACAGUGCCAAACACCACACAAAAAGUUUCAAGGCAAGAGGACAUGAAAAGGGGGAAGAUCAGCAUCAAGAAAGACAAUCCAGGGACCAGGGGGACUAUUACACCGAUCAUGAUUAUCGAAAAGAAAAAAAGGAUUCCCAUAGACAAAGAGAGGCCAGUCAUAGAGAUUCCCACUGGAAGAGACAUGAGCAAGAAGAUAAACUAAGGGGAAGAGACCAUAGAGAAAGAGCAAGAAAUGGCAGAGAAUGGAAAAGGGGGACAGAUAAGGAGAAACAUAUCUCAAGAGAACAAGAAAGAAAUAGACAACCAAAUGAUCAUGACCAACAUGGUGAGAAAGGACGAGAAAAAGAGGACAAAAGCAAAGCAAAGGAAGAACAUAUGAAAGGAAGGAAGGAAAGAUAUGAGAACAGUGAUAAAUACAGAGCUAGGGAAAAACAAGUAAGUGUUCAGUCUUCAGAAAGAAAUCAAGAAAGAAAAGAAAGUAGCCCAAGUUUUAGAGCAAAGCUGGACCAGGAAAAAUCCAACAAAAUGAAAAAUAUGGAAAAGGACAAAGAAAGGAUCCAAGAGAAACCCUCUAGUAGUUCUGAAACAUUGGGAGCAAAACACAGAAUCACAGAGGAAAGGCAAGAGAUGGGCAAAGAACAAGAGAGACCACCUGAGGCUGUGAGCAAGUUUGCAAAGCGGAGCAAUGAAGAAACUGUAAUGUCAGCUAGGGACAGGUAUUUGGCCAGGCAAAUGGCACGGGUUAAUGCAAAGACCUAUAUUGAGAAGGAAGAUGAUUGAUAGCUGCUCUGAUAGAUCUGUGAAAACACAGAAAAUCAGUGCUUGUGGAACUUGCUGUGUGAA